AUCACCAUCCGUGAUUUUUGAUCUGAGCUCAUGCAUGUGAUUGUUUUAGCUUCAAAUCGUCAAUGGAGAGAGAGAGAGAGAGAGAGAGAGGUCGCUCCCACAAGCCUUUGACAGAGACUUCUUCUUGCUUUCUGAUUCAAACCAGGUUGUGAAAUCUUUGGUUUCAUAAGUGUUUAGUUACAUUGAAACAUGUAUUUAUGUUCCUAGUUCACGGAGCUGUGUUUCCAUAGUUUUCUCAGUUUUGAGAAAUAUCUUUUACAGUAUAUUGUUUUUGGUUUUGCUUACACAGGGAAAAGAAUUGGCAGGAAUACAUAAUUGUUGAAGGUGGAAGAUGGUAACCCGCGGGUCGACCCUCAAACAAGGUGAACUUAGCAGGGCGGGCUUGGACAAGAGGAUUCAGGCCGCAACCCGCUGCGGGACUGUCCAGGUGGACGCGGGUCAACCCGUCUGACAAUGAAGUAAAUUUGCAUUGGGUCCAGAAAAGGCCCAAAGGAGAAGGAGGGGGCUCGUUUAGAUUAGGGGUGGAUGGUUUGUUUAUAAAUAUAAACCUAAGGGGACGUGCUCAUCCUCCUACUCUACGAUACACUCUUUAGCGGCACUCGGAAUCAGUCAGGAAACCCUUUGAUUUGCUUGCUAUGGCUCGUCGUGGUGAAUCCGGCUGCCCUCCUCCUCGCAACUUUGCUAAAGACACAUGUACCAUCGAGUUUGACGGUGCUUCAAAAGGAAACCCUGGAAGAGCUGGUGCAGGAGCCGUUCUCCGUGCUCCAGAUAAUACUGUGAUCUUCUCUUGUCGCGAGGGUUUAGGCUCUGCCACAAACAACGUUGCUGAGUAUCGAGCUCUCAAUCUUGGCCUCGAGUGUGCUCUUAACAACGGCUUUAAAAAUGUUCACGUCCAGGGUGAUUCACAGCUUGUCUGUAAGCAGGUUCAAGGUGCCUGGGCAACCAAAAACCCGAACAUGACUCAGCUUUGUGGACAAGCACAUGAGCUUAUGAGUCAGUUUGACUCAUGUGAUAUUCAACACGUUCCCAGGGAAUUCAAUUCAGCGGCUGACGCUCAAGCUAGCCUUGCUACCAAUCUGGCAGAGGGUGAAACUCAUGAAGAGAGUGGAGGCGGCUAUGGAAGAAGGGGAUACUAAUAUCCAAGUGGAGUAAUAUGCAUUUUAUGUUUUCUUGUUUUUUGGGAUCAUCAUGUCUUUCUUUUAGCAUGUGCUAUGUGUUAACAUAAACAUGAACACGAUGAUCUUUUGUCUCUUUUGAUUUAUCCCACGGCAUGUUGACUUCCCAAGAACAUUUCUAUGUCGUCUACUACUUAUUCUAUUCAAUAAGUUGUCUAUAUAAUACUGUUUUCUUAA
Raphanus sativus (radish) is the source of this 1352-nucleotide messenger RNA. RefSeq lists its product as uncharacterized. Bases 636 to 1136 code for a protein of 166 amino acids. The transcript has 7 exons. The record is from RefSeq and is a predicted model, not a curated record. Gene Ontology annotation, molecular function: RNA-DNA hybrid ribonuclease activity; nucleic acid binding. Lineage: Eukaryota; Viridiplantae; Streptophyta; Magnoliopsida; Brassicales; Brassicaceae.